Messenger RNA from Juglans microcarpa x Juglans regia, 712 nucleotides. Its product is annotated as 60S acidic ribosomal protein P2A-like. Gene Ontology annotation, cellular component: ribosome; cytosolic large ribosomal subunit. Gene Ontology annotation, molecular function: structural constituent of ribosome. Lineage: Eukaryota; Viridiplantae; Streptophyta; Magnoliopsida; Fagales; Juglandaceae. The transcript is spliced from 4 exons. The record is from RefSeq and is a predicted model, not a curated record. Gene Ontology annotation, biological process: cytoplasmic translational elongation. The coding region runs from base 161 to 499 and encodes 112 amino acids.
AUCCAAUCAAACUGACCCGUAUCGGAAUCAGCUCGAACCCUAGCUAUAUAAACCCCAACUGCGAAAACUGCUCGUUCCACCAGAACAAACCCUCGGCGCUACCUCACAGACUCCAUCAGUUUCCAACGCAGCCUCUGCAUCCGAAUCUCCACCCGCAGAGAUGAAGGUUGUCGCAUCGUACUUGUUGGCCGUGUUGGGAGGCAACACCACCCCUUCCACUGAUGAUUUGAAGCAUAUCCUCGGAUCAGUUGGAGCUGAAGCCGAUGAUGAUAAGAUUGAGUUGCUCUUGUCUGAAGUCAAGGGAAAAGAUAUCACAGAACUGAUUGCAGCUGGAAGGGAGAAGCUGGCAUCAGUCCCAUCUGGUGGUGGUGGUAUUGCUGUUGCUGCACCUGCUGGCGGUGCUGCUGCUGCUGCUGCUGCAGCUGAGCCAAAGAAAGAGGAGAAAGUGGAAGAGAAAGAGGAGUCUGACGAUGAUAUGGGUUUUAGCCUAUUUGACUAAGAGAUUGAAGCCUGGUGGCUUGUUUGCAUUAAGACUUAUCUUCGGCUAGUGUUUUUAGUAGAAUUUUGAAGUUUUUUGAGUCUGUAGUUGGAUGUGGUUUUAGCUAUAAUUGCCAAAAUUUUGGAUUUCCGUCAAGACAUUUGAGUUGAACUAUUAAAGUUUGCAUUUCAGUUAAUUUGAACGUUGAAUUCAAUUACUAUAGAAGUUCAUAUA